Molecule: messenger RNA, 8703 nt
Organism: Morchella importuna
Lineage: Eukaryota; Fungi; Ascomycota; Pezizomycetes; Pezizales; Morchellaceae
Exons: 8
Coding region: 1-8703 (2900 amino acids)
Source: RefSeq, a predicted model, not a curated record
AUGUCAAGACCAUUUCUCACGACUUUCGACGAAACACGUUCUCCAAUGACUUCACCACCACCCAUCGGAACACCUUCAGCUCCCCUUCUUGCUCCAGCUUUCAAAACGAACCUUAACCGCGCAAAAUCAAAACGUUGGGUAGAGGCGAAAACUGUUGACUACGGUGGUGGGGGUUGGGGAGAUGAUGAAGACUUCGAUGAGUACGACGACUACGAAGAUGAUGGGUACGAACCAUCCUCAGGUGGUCAGGGAUACUCUCAACAGGGUGCCUCAUAUGGGAGGAAAGAGGACGUACCGCCAAUUCCAAAGCCAGUCAUAAAGCUCUCGGAUCUAGGUAGACCGGCAAAUGGAGGUUCAGUUCCGAGGGUAGAGACACAAUCUCCGGAUCUGGGAAUACCUUUACCGCCGACACCAUUAGAGAUGGAGCAGCAAGAGCAGGCUUCGCGGAAGAGCGCCUUUCCAUUUUAUAAUAGUCCGCAACAUUCUCCGGGUGGGAUACUUCAAUCUUUCUUACCUCAAAUCAUGACUUCUCGUUCGUCAAGCCCUGCUAGGGGUAUUCAAAGGGCCCAGACAAUGGGGGUGGAUAAACCACUUCCAAUGUAUAGCCCAUCAUCUCCACCUCCUCCUCCUGCGAAGGAUCAAUACCUUCCGCCGAGGGAAUAUUACUCUCCGAACUCUGCAUCCAGGUCAUCAUCACCUGGGAGGGACUCAUCACCGCAGCCAUUCGGGGUGGGGUACGGGUACUCUUCGAUAGGGCCAGGCACGGGCCAAAAACCACAAGGCUCGCUUUCCACAGUAGAUAAUAGCCCAGAUAGUCCGAAUAGACCAAUGCCACUUCCCAAGGAUAGCCCAGGUAGUGAUAAACAACUUCCACCUUGGCAAAAUUCGCCUCCUGCUCAAUCAGACUCGACAUCACCUACUUCACCCCCACUUCCGCCCCCGCUCCCGCCAAAAAAUGACCCGCAACAGAGUGAACAGUCUCAUGUGCGCUAUAGUUCACCUGCCAAUGUGGAGCAUUCUCAAUUCCCACUGCAGGGUAUCAAAAGGGCAGAAACUACACCACUUAGAUCAAGUUGGGGAUCAGCACCACAAGGCUCACCUGCCCAGAAACAUUCAAUUCCUCGACGUCCUACGAAUAAGAGCAAGAACUUAACAACUUUGGGAAGCAAUGAUCAAUCUGGAAGUAACAGAAGCUCUCAAGGGUCACAACUACAAUAUUCCCUACAACAAAGGCGCGAUCAGCCCGGAAGUCCCCAAAGUUCACAAGGACGACAAUCACCCGAGUUUAUACGUGACCAACAGUCAAGUCCAAUGCAAUCACCCGAAAAAAGAUGUGAUCAGACUGGAAGUGAUAUUAGCUCCAAAGCUCAUUACCCCCCGCCUACUCAAGGGGUCGAUUAUGUAGACCAAGAGUACUAUUCUGCUCCAAAUCCCCAACAAUCGCAGCCUCAAAGUGCAUCACCUUCUCAGGAAAUUUCAUAUGCAGACGAAGAGUACUAUUCACAUCCAAAUCAGAAGCAGUAUCACCAAUCCCCACAGCCGCAGUCUGAGCCCAUAAUAGCGGUUAACUCUAUCCUUCCACCCCCUGCUCACCCAUCUUCACCCCCUCCUGCUCCUCCCCCUCUGCCAGCUCCCGAGUCACCAAGUAGGCUUAUCCGCCCAUCAGAAAUAUACGCUCGCAUCGGCGAGGAACGAGAAAAGGAGCGCAGGGCUAGUGAUGCAGAUAGCAGAUCCAAAUAUAUGGCCGGCCGCAAUAGUAUAGAUUCUACAGCCAGUGGCGGUGUCCCCAUAAUGCAUAAUGCCAACCUUAGUGUCGAUUCACAACGCGGUCACCUCUCCUUGGACCCCCAACAGGCCUGGAGCAGAGGCGGCGAUCGUAUGCCUGAGCUCCGAGAGAGCAGUGGGAGCCGGCCUAGCAGUCGCCAGGAGUCUAUUAGGAGAAUAAGUCGUUCUGGAAGUCGCACUCAUAGCAGAUCUAGUAGUCGUGCUGAGGGUUCUCGGCCUAGCUCUCGGCAGGAGAUGGCUAGGAGUCCCAGUCCUUUCCCACCACCUACUAGUGCAUUGCCGCCCAUCCCGUUAACAACAGUUCCAGCAAGUCCUAUUCUUGAUAGGAUAAUCGAUGCACCGGCCGUGGAGCAUGAAAAAAGGCAGAACGAGCAGCAGGAGAAGAGGGUGUCAACUUGGGAUGAUGGUAUCAUUUCCAGCUAUGGUGGCUCUGAAGAUAUUGACGUAGAACACCAGGAUAACCAAAUUCAGCCAUUCGACCCUUCAAGCUUCGGCAUUAUCCACGAGUCUCUACAGACACAGUUCAACACCCGAGUCGAGUCUGACCUCGAAAGAAGUCCCAGCGGCGGUUUCAAGUCUAUGGUCAGCAGCGCCUUCCAAAGGCAAGACACACAUAAUCACCCCACGCCAGCCACGCCGAUCUCUCCAAUCCCCUCCGAUGAUGACAACCUAGUCGCCCCCCGCGGUGGCAGCAUCGACGAUACCAUCUCUCCUAUCCUCCCACGUGGACCUGCUAAUUUCGCUGCCAUUCAACGCACAAACACUACCCCUCUGCCUUCGACAUCACUUUCUCCUCCACCUCAACACAUGUUGGAGAGAAGUAAUACAGAGAGAAAAUCAAAAGAUGAGUCUCAUACCACGAGGACUCCGUUCAGGAAAUCAAUGGGUGCAGAGAGGAGUGUGCCAAUUAUUGUGCCAAUGUUAGAUACACAGGGUUCGAGAGGCGAGAUUGCAGAGGUGACUCCAGAUACACCGGCAUUGGGUAAAAGGAGAGAUGGACCACCGGUUUGGGUUUCAUCUCCCCAGGGCGAGGACAGCGAGAAAGCCGGGGCCAUGGAGCGAAAAGAUACGGUCGAGAGCCAGGAAAGUCAAGAGAGCCGGGAUAGUCAAGAGAGCCAGAGUGCCAAAGGUAAUAGAAGUCCAGAAAAAGAUUAUCUAGACACAUUCCUUGGCGAAUUGGAACGUGCACAAUCCCCUGCGCCGGAAGAUACACCGUCGGUUGAUACACCGCCGAGGCAACAGCAAAUUUACGACCCUUCCACAUUUGAAGCCACAGGCCAAUCUCAAUUUCGGCAACAGCAACAACAUAGAAAACAACAGCCAUUUGGGCCGGAUAGCUUUGGAGUUGACCAGAAUCCAGAGUAUCAGAAACAAGGGCAACAUGAGGGUUGGCAGCAGCAGCAAUUAUAUGCAGGGGAGGAAGAGGAGCAGGCGCAUCGACAGGAAAUAUAUGAGGGAGGGCAACGGCAGCAGAGACAUCCUGAACCCGGCAGCCUUGGACAGCAACAACAGGUGCCACCUUCUCCGCCGUCGCCACCACCGCCGCUGCCAUUUGAUCCGUCAAGCUUCGGCGCUGUACAUAUAGCUCAAGAGCAGCACCCACACGAACAUCAGCAGCCCUUUGAUCCGUCGAGUCUUAGCUUUACCAACCAGCAAGGGGUUCCACCACCGCCGCCACCGCCACCACCGCCGCCACCUCAUCACUCACCAUCACAGCAGCAGCAGCAGCAGUACACACAGCAGCAGUACGAGCAACGACAAUAUGAACAGCAGCAGUAUGAGCAGCAGCAGUAUGAGCAGCAGCAGUACGAGCAGCAGCAGUACGAGCAGCAGCAGUACGAGCAGCAGCAGUACGAACAGCAUCAGUACCAACGGCCUCAGCAAUCUCAGUAUGAACAGCACCAACAACCCUACUGGGAACAGCCCCAUCCGCAUCCAAACAGCCACGGCACCAAUAGAGAGAGCGUUGGGGUCUUGGGCCUCUACGAUAGUUACUGGACCCAGGAAGAGACUCAAUCUCUUCCACCCCCGCCCCCGGUAAAGAAUCCGAGAAGACCAAGUGCGCCGGAUCUCCAACUGCUCUCGGCUAUGUCAGCUUCCUCAAAUCGGGACUCGGUAUCUGACCUUCCUCCUCUUCCGCUUCCAAAGGGUGGCCCUACCACAGUGAGGAUUUUACCUACACCUGUCUCGAUCCCAGAUGUGUCUGUCCCAGUAGAGAGACCUGAAUCGACUCCAGCCAGUGCAUCGGAGAUGCCAGAUAGUGAAUUGUUGGAGAUGAUGAUUGCAAGGAGGCAGUUUUUGGCCAGAACGCAGACCGGAAUUUCGGGAGCCGAUGAGAAGGAAGGAAAGGAGAAGGAGGGAAAGGAGGAGGGAAAGGAGAAGGAGGGAAAGGGGAAGGGGAAGGCCAACAAGGAAGUGGAAGACAGUGUAGAGGCACAAGUGGAUGAGAAGGAAAAGGAGGUUGAGGGGAAGAAACCAGUGGAAGGCGAUAAAACUGAUGUUGAAGAUGAGGACGAUCAUGACAUGUUGAUCGUACAUGGCCAUCGAGUGGUUAAUGAUAACUCAAUGAACGAUCCACAGUCAGUUAUCGAGGUACCGCUACAAAGAGAAGGGACCCCUGAGAUUAGAAUAAACUCUCCAGUUGAAGGACUUGAGGUCAUCCCACAAACGCGCAUCCUUGGCCCUGAAAGCGAGGGUAUCGAAGCUAUCACAGGACCCGUCAUUCAACCGCCGAAAAAAGAAGAGGACGGGGAUGGCGAAAAGACGCCUAUGCAGAGUGAUUACGCCAGAGAACUUUUAAACCAGUUUUCCAGGCCCCAGACGUUGAUGCUGAAAGAAACCAUGCCAAUGCCUUCUGGAGUCCUGGUAAUGCCGCCUAUGCCACCCAAGGAAGAGGGCGAGGAGGAGGUUCCCGACGUGGUCGACUUUAGUGAGAAGGACGAGGAUGAGGAUACCGAGAUUACUAAAGAAGGACUUACAGUAAAGGAACCUAGCAAUGCUGGAUCCGUGGAUGUAGGAAGGAUAAGACAAUAUAUGGACCCACGUGAUGCUGCUCGUCUUCCUAAUUCUGAUGAUCGGGUUGCGGCCUAUAACCAGGCUCGAAAAAUAAUUGGAGAGACGCCUACUGGCUUGAAUAAUUGGAUCAAGUACAUGCUAGAGGAGAACGGGGGCGCGCAGACGUUAAUGCUUGGAGCAGAAUCACAAUCAAGGCCUCAGACCUCAAACGGAAGAGUUCAACAGCAACCGCAACAGCAGCAGCAGCAGCAGCAGCAGCAGCAGCAGCACUUUACGCCGAUGGCUAAGCAGCCAAGUGCUGAAUCAGAUCAUCACUCGGUUCCAUCUGGAGACUCCCCAAUCUCUCAAGUACCUUCAGCAACUGGCUCAAGGCCUAGUCAGACGAAUAUCAACGGCAACGGUGGACAUAGUGCAGGUGGACAUAGUACAACCCCAACACCCAGCAUCGUAACCGGUGGUUCUGGUGGAUCAGGUAUGAUGCAUGCGCCCAUGGAUAAAGCUGUAGACAAGGCAAAGGGCUUUUUAAGUAGAUUUGGUGGAAAAAAGGGUAAGGACACUAAGGAUUCGAAUCCAUCUACAUCGCCAAACCCCUUAUUUUCUCAGCCAGCGUUUCAACAUGCACAACAACAGCAGCAAGGGCCGUCUGCUGGAUUUCAGGGGCACCAGAGGCAAGUUUCGCAGCAGCUCCCGCAGCAACAACAACGGCCCCAUGGACAGCCCUCUUCUCCCCCCCUCCUCCUCCGUCGGCGCAACCUCCGCAGGUUAAUCAAGCUCAAAAUGAUCUUGCGCAGUUGGUUCAACGGGGGCAAAAUUUGCAGGCUCAAUCUACACCCCAGCCUCCUAUGCUUCAACCAGCAGGUCCGCCGCCCAGGACGUCAGGAUACCCACCAGGGCAGCCGCCGCUACAACCGGUUCAAUUAUCUCCCAGCAACGCUCAGUGUCCGGGUCCGGUCCAUUUCCCCAUCAAUCAUCUCAGCAAGCGCCUCAGCAGAAACAAACACCUCCUCCCCCUCCCCAGAGCAUGCUAGAUCAUCUCCUCAUUCUCAUGGCACGGAGGACAAGAUAUCAGAGCAUAGUAGUACCCCACCACCGCCACCUGCUACCCAGGGUAUGCUACCGCAGCAAACUCAAACCUUCCCUAAGAGAUCUGAUAGCCUGUACUCCCAGGAGCAGUUUCAGGAUUCGCGAACAUCUUCACCUAUGACCUCACAGAGGCUUGAUAGGAGUGAUUCUCUCUCUUCAACAAAGGAGAUGCACCAAAGGAAUAUGAGCACAAUCUCCCCAUUAUCUGCACACCCACAUAAGGCUCAAGGGGCAUUCCAAUCUAUCCCGCAAAAGCCUUCACCACCGGCAGAAAGCCGUUAUGCAGGGGAAAGACGUGGGCAAAAUGCUUUUGCUCCUCGCGAUGACGACCCUGAAGAAAAACCUGAGGAGCCUAGGCCCCCACAGACGCAGCAGCAACCGGCACAGAUCACUGGUCCUAUUUCGGGUGGUGUGCCAGCUAUCACUUCAGAGCCCCGACUGGGUGCCAAGCAAACGCCGCAGAUGAACUAUAUGGAGUCCCAUCCAGGACCUUAUAUGGGCAAUGAGCAACAAAAAGGAUUCAUGUCAAACCAGAUGACCGGAGCCCUGCCGCAGCUCAGUAGGCAGGAAUCUAAUGACGACGAUUUCUAUUCUAUGCCUCCACCGCCCCCAAAGAUACAAACGCAACAACCAUCACCACCAAGAGUAGUCACUGGGGGUGGGUUGUACUCCGAGCAACAACAGCAGUAUCAGCAAGGCUACCAUGUCGGGCUUCCGCAAGCAGGUCAGGGUGGUUUCCCGCAAAACCCGGCAGGAUUUGCGGUGGAUCAUACUCGACCAAGGCAGCCUUCUGGUGCUGGGCAGCCGGGUCUUGGAUCUCCGCAGGUCGGGUCACCCGCCCCUCAACUAGGCCCACUAGGACCUCAAGGCCAGUACAUGACGCCCCAGGGCCAAUUCGUCGGCACUCAAUUUGCUCCAGGGGAUCCUCGGGACCCUCGUGGUCAAUUUAAAGGGGGCCCCCAGUUCCAUCAUGGGCCACCAUUUCACCCUGGACAGCCUAUUUCGAUUGGACAGCAGCCAGAGGCUCCGGGAGUUAGACGUACAUCAUCUGGCUUAAUGAAGACUCUCAGUGGUGUUAGUGGCAAACAGCGACCAUCUACAGAUUCGAACCUUCAGCCCCCAAACAGUGCGGGCUCACAUUAUGAGGGAUCGACUACUAGCUCACAGGAAAAGAAACGAUCGAGCUUCUUUGGCAACCUGAAAACCAAGAUGGACGAAAGCGUGAAAUCCCCCCAACAGGUACAAAAUGUAAUUCCUAAAACAAUCAGCGAGGAAAUAAAGCAAGAAGGCGAAAGAAGGUCGUCGUCAUUCAUGAAGGGUAGGAAGAAGGAUAAAGGUGAAGGAUCGGGAAGCUCGAAGGAAAAAAAGGAGAAAAAGGAGAAAAAGAGCCACAAGAAAGUUUUUUCAAUGGACGUGUUUGGAAGAACGGGAUCGAUGCUUGGUAAAUUGACAAAGUCACCAUCGCCAACGCCGUCUCAGGCCUCCGCACACAAACCGCCACCGCCACAACAGCAACAGCAACAGCAACAGUUCCAGACACGACAGGUGCAGCCACAACAUCAACCUCAGCAACCACAGCCGCAACCACAGCACCUGCAGCAGCGCUCUAGUGGGCAGGGAAAUUACAACCCAUGGAAUGGAAACUCUCCUAUACCACAGCAACAAGGUGUCUAUGUCGAAAACCUAAAUGCGCAGCAGUCCCCGCGCCUUGCUCAAGGACGGGGAAGCCCAUUGGCAGGUUCUGCUGCGGCACCUCAUCCACUUCAGCAGCAGGUACAACAGCAACCACAACCACCUGCCCUCCCACCCUCAGCGACUCAUGCUCCCCCUCUACAGCAAGGACAGCCGCAAUAUGCUCCUGUUCCUAUUCCACAGGGCUAUGCACGCCCUCAGGGCGAAUACGCAUAUCAACAACAACAACAAGAAGAACAGCACCUGCAGCAAGCUCAAGGGCAUAGACAAGAGUUUACAAAUAUAGACCCGAGGAUUGGUCAAUCACCAUCUAUCAAUAUAUCGCCGUCUAUUAAUAGGAACCCCUCGCAAGUUUCUUCGCAAAUCUCGGAUAUUCGAACUUCAGACAGUCGGAACAUAAGCCCGAAUUUGUCGCGAGCAGGAACACAAGCUUCGCGGACAUAUGAAACGACUCGUUCUCUGAGCCCGAAUUCUGAAGUAGGCACACAAUAUGGACGACGACCCUCUGUGCGGGAGGGGGAUAUCACAGAGCACCCGAGUUCUACCCAGCCCUCGAUUAAGGAAGGAGAAGUGCAAAACGACAGUCAACGGUACCAGCAGCCGUUGCCGCUUCCACAAUCGGUUGCCCAAGUCAAGAAUAGCGGUAACGACCACGAGAUAUCGCCGCGUAGCACACCACUACCGGUCUCUCCUCCACCCAUCAAUACUCCCUUUGGUCCUCCUCCAAUCCAAAUAGAAGAGAGAUCACGAACCGUUUCGCCGACUCCACCGCCUCAUCCUCCUAAGAUUAUUGAGAAUAAGCUGCUCGAAACAGAGAAAAAGUCACCCUAUGAUGCUGGGCCCUCAAGGCAACCGGGUGGUGCAACUGGUUCAAGUGACCUGUCUCCCGCCGUUGCGGGGGCAUCCCACGCUUCUGCAAAUGAGAGAACGCCAACUCUAGCACAUAAGGAGACAGAGGAGGAGGAGUAUGAUUUCUCGACAGAGAAGAUUGCCGUCAACUUAGAUUUACACGGUGAGACAAGUAAACCAUUCAAGAGGGUGGGGACAGACGAUGAAGAGGAAUACACUAUGAGUGCUACGGCCUAUCCGGGGCAGGCGUGGGAUCCAAGUUACUAUGGGUGGAAUUAG